CGAAAUUGAGAUUCCCUUCCUUCUCACGAAGGCACCGAAGAUGACAGAUGUAGCUACAUAAAUAACGGAAGCCUUGUGCACCUUCUCCUGCUCCAGGGGCCCUAACGAGCCCCCUACUUGGAGGGAUCCCAAGGAGCUUGUUGCAGAUUUACCAGGAUGCUGCCACCUUGCGGCUGGCUUACCUGAAAGCUCAGCUACCACUGACCGUUGGCAGCCAUGCUGCAACAUUGACAGCCAACUCCAACACACCUGCAUACCCACAACACCCCCCUCCCCAACUGCUGCAGCCAUCAAUCUCCUUAACCUUCUUAAGUUUGCAAACACCAUGUCCCAUCCCCUGUAUAACCCCUAUGCCCCUGGGAACCAAAGUUCCAACCAGGGGCAGUAUGGACUCUCCAGUAUACCGGCAGAAAGGGACCCUCGGAUGGGAUCUUCUCACCUUGAACCUGGGUCCAGCUUCACCUCUCCUGGAGCUUCUUCUGGGACUCCUGCCAACUCUGGGGGAAUGCUCCCGUCAAUGAGCUACAGGCCUGAGCAGAGUAGGGCCGUAAUAGACAAGAACAUAGAGAGGUCUGUAGACAUGCAUAUUAGCAGAGCCAGAGAGGAAGUAAGGCUUCUUGGCAAAUCAAUGGAUCGGCCCAUAGACCAGGGCACUUGUUUUACCAGCACUGAAAGGAAUGAGUUUCUCUCCUCAGGCACAGGGAUGGUCUCCUACCAAAUGUCCUCAACCUCUGCCUCUUUAGGACAUAGACAACCUGGUGUUGAAAGUUGCAGUAACUCCUUGGACUGGUCAUCGAACUACAACAGGCCCACUGCUGAUAACCCCUCAAAAUUGUAUUCAUCAUCUGCUUCAUCUAACUAUGCAAGUGGUGGUGACAGUAUGUUUAAUGCCUCCAGUGAAAGAGAACAUGAUAAGCAGUCUAUUCCAGACAAACCUGCGGCCACUACAGAGUCUAGUCAACCCAAGUACACUUUUGAAUCAGCUUCUAACAUCCUUCAGCACUUUGGACUUGAAAAAGAGGACUUGGAACAUCUCAUCUCCUAUCCUGAAGACCAGAUCACCCCUGCUAACCUGCCGUUCAUCUUGCGGCAAAUCCGCAUUGAGAAGACCAAGAGAGCUUCAACUGCAGUUCAGUCAAAACCCUGCCCCAAUCCCCAACCCACCAGAAGUGUGAGAGGAAUGGACAGUCACAGUUUGAGCAGGUCUGGAGAGCCAGGGACGCGCCAGGAGGAAAUGUCAUCAGCUGUUUUCCAGAGUAAAGUGAUUGACUAUGAACAUACUGGCGAACAUACAGGCAAUUAUACUGGAGCGGUUGGGGAUGAAAUUGGAAGGACCUGUAGCAGUAAAGCUAACAGCGUUGGAACUGGAAAUAUGUUGCAGGUAGACACUUACGAUAGUAGCCGACACAUUAGAGAACCACUGCAAAAAAAUACAACAGAGGUGAAAAGCAGUGCCUUGGGUUCUUUGAGUGACCACGCAAGUUCUGUUUCCAACCUCAGCUCUUGGCGUAGUUCAAUUAUGAGCUCUGUGGUUUACCAAAGCAAUGAUCAGACCAAACAACUGCUGACCCAACCAAAACAGACUUCCCAAACAGUCCUCAGCUCUUUCUCUCUGCCAAAGAAAGACACCGACAUCAGAGCUCUCAAGUCUGAAGCCCCCAAACCUGUUCCUUUGAAAGAAGCAGAGGCAGUUCAGCAGUCAAUGAAAACCCAACCACCCCCCACUCUGUACCCUCGUGUGCAUCCCAGCCGACAUGGCCUUGUGCUCUUUGACAGUAAUGACGCCAGUGGCGCAGUUCAGCAGUCAAUGAAAACCCAACCACCCCCCUCUCUGUACCGUGGUGUGCAUCCCAGCCGACAGGGCCUUGUGAUCUUUGACAGUAAUGACGCCAGUGGCACUAAGGGUCAGAGUAAAACUCAAGGACAAGGGUCUACAGUUGCUGAGCAAAUGAAAAAGCAGCAAACACAGAAGCAUACGAUACUGCAGACAGGGCAAGCGAUGUGGCCUUCAAGUUUUUCUGCUGCAACAUCAGUUCCCCCUGCUUCUCAAAUCCCCAGCAUCACCAAUGCCAUGCAACGUCCGCUGUUUAUCCCUGGUGGUCCCCAACCCGAUGCUAUUCCUCCAGCUCUGCCUUUGCCAAUCCCAGGCCUGGUGAACCUUACUCAUCUGACGCCGCCACCUUCCAACAGUCAGCCUCCGGCAAAGAGGGCAGUCUCCAAGGGUCUGCCAACGGCAGCCAUGAUGCAUGACUAUGCGGCGGCCACGCCGAGAAUCUUUCCUCAUACCUGUACUCUGUGUAACAAAGAAUGUACUCGUAUGAAGGAUUGGAUCUCCCAUCAGAAAACUAUCCUUCACCUUGAGAGCUGCAAACUUCUCCAAAAACAAUACCCAGAGUGGGAUGGUGCGAUUGAAACCAGGCCCAGUGCUGCAGGUAAAGAUGCCAAGCUCUCGCCCUCAACCUGUAUAGUGACUUCCCAGCAUCAUCACCAGAAAGUCAGGCAAAGAAACCGCUCCCGUUCUCACUCGUCUAGCCCCCGUCGCCGUCAUGGCUCAGAGAGUAGAAGGGAGAAAAGCAGUAGCAGAUCGAGUUCACCGCAAAGCUCCAGAUACACUCGCAGGUCCCGGUCUAAUUCUCAUUCCCCAUGGUAUGAACGCCCUAUCUCAUCCUGCUAUCGGUCACGCUCAAGGAGCCCCGAGAGACAAUCGUCACUGAGGAGGAGAGACGAGAAACGGUCCUCACCACGGAGGAGAGGCGAUAGACGAUUAUCUCCGAGGAGGAGCCGUGAGAGACGAUCAUCUCUGAGAAGUAGCCGUAAGAGACGAUCAUCUUCAAGGAGUAGCCUUGAGAGACAAUCAUCUCCAAGGAGACGAUCAUCUCCAAGGAGAAGCCGUGAGAGACGAUCAUCUCCAAGGAGGAGUCACGGGAGACAUUGGCCACCAACGAGUAGCGAUCAGAGACAAUCCCCUCAACGAAAUGACUCGAUCAGUGCAGAGAACCUGGCAGAGAAACUACUGGAAUCAACAGCUUUGCAGUCUCUGUCAAAUCAGUGUGACCUGGAGGCCGUGGUUAAAACUCUGGCUCCUGCCUUACUAGCCGAGCUAGCCAAGAUGGAGCCUUCCUCAUCUUCUACUGCUUCUUCCUCAUCCAUCUCCUCUACAGCAAAGAAGAAAGAGUUACCUAAAAAGCUCUCUAAAAUAAAUCUCAGCCUGCAGAAGGGAGAGUCUGGUAAAUCUUCAACCACAACCAUGGUGCAACCACAACAGGUUUUUAGUUCUGUUUCACUUUUGGAGCACAAAUCAAAGUCAGUUUUUCUGUCUGAUUCCAAACUGGAGUCUCAAGAAAAUAAACCAACAUCAUCCUGUGAAAGAUCAAAAACAGUCCUCAUCAACAACAUUUCAUUGAGUGAGUCCAAUCAGCUCAGAGAAGUUUUGAAAAAAAAUAAAUCUGUCAAGAACAUCUCAUCUCCUAAAGUGCCUGGUCUCAACAAGGUAUUUAUAGAAUUUGAGUCCGCUCGCGAUGCUGAUCAGCUCGGAGUUUGGUUGAGUCUCCUCAAACAACCCCCUGGCUACGAAGUCCACAGGCUGGGAGUACCAUACACCAACUGUACAUCACUACCUCUGCCUUUGCCAAUCCCAGGCCUGAUGAACCUUACUCAUCUGAAGCCGCCACCUUCCAACAGGCAAAAGAGGGUAGUCUCCAAGGGUCUGCCAACGGCAGCCAUGAUGCAUGACUAUGUGGCGGCCACACCGAGAAUCUUUCCUCAUACCUGUACUCUGUGUAACAAAGAACUUACUUGUAUGAAGGAUUGGAUCUCCCAUCAGAAAACUAGCCUUCACCUUGAGAGCUGCAAACUUCUCCGAAAACAGACUAAAGUUCAGCGUGUUGAGUCUUCAAAGAGUCCUAAAACAGUCCUAAAACAGCCUCUACAAGAUUCCAGUGAGAUCACACUAAACUUUGAACCAGACACCCUCGACCUGUCACAACCUGCUCUGCAAACCAGUGAACCUGUUGGAUCCACCAUUUUUGCGCCCACCACAGCAGGACCAAGUGCUACGGCCACAAGUGACGUAGCAAUGAAGGACGGUCCUGUUACUGCAGUGAAUGCAGCGUCAAUCAGUGAUGCCUCCAAAUGCAAAGCACGUAUCCGUCCCACUAGAUGGGAUGGGGUAAAAACGUGCCUGCGUCCAUCCCGAAUAAAGUGCCUCAAGCUGAAAAGCUGUUUAUUUGGAACACCAGAAUAUAAUCCACGUAGUCGUAAGCAGUUGUUCAUAACCAACCUGCCGGAGUAUUACAACGGCUGCUACACAGAAAAGGAUUUUGCUGAUUUUCUCAUACCCUUUGGGUUUCAAUAUACAGAUGACAACCUCCAUAUUGUUCCUCUGUCUCGCAUGGCCUUUGUCGUGAUGCCGAAAGCCAAGGAUGUGGAAAACAUAUUGAAAGCCUCCCAAUUGAAUAACAUUACUUUCAAAGGGUCCAAACUUCGUUUCAGUGUAAUAUUCAAGAACAUUACAAAGACACUGCUUUGCUUUUAUAAAUCGGUGAUGGAGCUGAUGCAUCAUACAGUAUGUGACGAUGGAUCGAAAACAAUCUUCAUCAAGAACAUUUCAUGGAGUGAGUCCAACCAGCUCAGAGAAGAUUUGGAAAAAAUAAAUUCUGUUAAGCACUUCCUGCCUCUCCUCAACAAGGUGUUUGUAGAAUUUAUAUCCAUUUCCGAUGCUGAUCGGCUCGGAGUUUGGCACAGUCUUCUGAAACGAGCCCCUUGCUACGAAAUCCACAGGCUGAAAAUACCAUGGAACGGCGAUGCAUUAUGUUCACCAAAACUUUGCGGGAACGUUCUGCCAGACAGUCAGGAUGCUGUUGCUGGGGCAACUGUGCCGCCAAUAAAAUUUGGCAUUCCACAGCGCAGCAUUGGACCUUUUUGGGUCACAAUGAGAACUAGUCCCUUCUUGUUCCCUACCAUCUCUCCUUGGUUCAUCAUCCCAGAUUACCUGACAGUCAGAAGAGAGGAAGACAUUGAGAAGGCAAGUAUUGGUGGUUCCAUGAUCCCCACAAUCAUGUUGACCGGUUUGCCAGAAAAAAACUACAAGUACGAGGAUGUGGCCGAACUGGUCUGGUGGCAUUUCCCCAAACGGAACCUUCACUCCCUGUACUACAACAUUACAGUCUUAACACUGCAGAGGAGGGCCUUUGUGUUUUUUCCCGGUUGGACAACGUGCUGCACUUUUGUCCGAGAACACAUCGCAUAUCCAUUUUCUAUCAAUGGCUGCACGCUUGGUGUUCACUUUGUCUUGGAACACAUGUAUCCCGAAUCCAGUGAGGAGAUGAUGUACACAACUCUGAUGAAGUGGAGCAAUGCUGGAGUUCCAGAGACAACGUCUCUGGAGGAGCGGUUGCUGUGUGUGGAGGUUUCUGAGGCGUCUGCGGACGUCGUCAGGACGGUCAUAGAAGAGGUGGCGUCCAUCGCAACCUUUGUUGGCUUCCUGCCACUCGCCAACAGGAUAUCCAUUGAGAUGGCCGACUCCAGCGGUGUAACCAAGGUGGUGGAGAAAUACAACAAUUGCUCACCAGACUCUUUGAAUAGAGCAGUUUGGACUAAAGUUCAGCGUGUUGAGUCUUUAAAGAGCCUAAAACAGCGUCUACAAGACUCCAGUGACAUCACACUAAACUUUGAACCGGACACCAUCAACGUCAAAGCCGAGCCCGCAGCUGUGAAAUGUCAAACCCAGCCUCCUUCUUCUGAACUAUUGGAUAAUGGGUCACAACCCACUCUGCAAACCAGUGACCCUGCUGGAUCCACCAUUUCUGAGCCCACCACAGCAGGACCAAGUGAUACGGCCACAAGUGACGUAGCAAUGAAGGAGGACUGUGAGAAACCAGGAACUGAGAUCGCCAUGGACUCCACUGUUGAUCCUGAGGCAAAUGAAGAUGUAGAAAAAGCAGAAGUAAAGGGGGAAGAGGGUUCACUAACACCCUCGAUCUCUUCUGCUGAUGUGACCUCUACUUCUGCCGUUAGCAGUGUAAACACGGUCCCAGCUGCUUCCAGUCCUGAUCCUUCUAGUCCUGCCACCACAGUGCUCAUGCCUGAAGAAACCUUUGCAAAACUUCCUCAGAUUAGUACGGACAUUUUCCAGGCCAUCGUGGCAGCAGUUCACAGCCCCAAACUCACCCUGGAUAGCAAGUCCCAGAGGGAGGAGAAGAAGUGUGAGGAUGAAUUUUUAAAUGACAACCCUUCUUCAGACGCCUAUCUUUUUGAAGAGCAAGAUUUCAACAUUGAUGACUUUGUUACUAUUGACGAAGUUGGUGAUGAUGAAGUGGGAGGCACAAGCUCCAAGCCUCAGAGGUCCUCCUCAUCCAGGCACUCCCCCAGAGCGAAAAGAGAGAGGCAAAGCUCAGGUGUGUCUUCUGUUGGCAAACGGACAUCAACGAGGUGUAUCGAAGAGCACGCCUGAACCCGCCCUUCUUCACUCUCCUCACCCAAGUUGACUAAAGGCUCAAGCUCUUCUAGCUACGUGUCGCCCAAAAAAUCCAAGGACUCAUCUGAGCCCACCAAAUCCCCUACCAAACCAUCGGCUGCCUCCCCUUCUUCCCCUGGUCAGAAAACACAACAUAGCAAGACAAAAUCUCCAGCCAAAGCAUCAAAUGCUGCAUCCUCUGGGUGUAGAACCCGCUCAUCCUCCGCUGCACAAGAAAUGGAAAAGAUGACAUCAGUGGCUAGGGUCAAGGCUUCAGUGGAGACUCAUUCUGAGCCUCUGAUAGAAGAAGCAAAAGACACAGAAAGCACAGUGGCAAUGUCUGACCACACAGUGUCAGCAGAGAGCUUUGCUGCAAAAACUGUUGAGUCAGAGACAACAAUAGAAACCUCAUCAGAGAUACGUCCACCUCUACAGGGACAUGGAUUAGAGUUGAGCCAAUCCCAGAGUCUGGAGGUUGAUGUUCAUGUCAACACAUGCAAAGGCCGCAAGAAAACCAAAGAGGAUGGGAAAGAAGACAAUGUUGAGAAACAUACAGAGGUGGAGGUGGACAACAGGGAAAAAUAUCAAAUCCUUGGUUCACUUGAUGAACAAACAGAUGAACAGAUGAAUGAUGCGGACCAAGACGGCAGCUCUGAAGUCCGGCCAACUGUACCCGAGGGAGGCCAGACUUUGCACGAGGAAAGCUUUCAGGUCUUGGACAGUGUCGACGAUAAAGGCAAAGCCCUCCCACGGGAGUACAGUGAAAUGGAAAUAGACAGUUCUUUCCAAAUGGUGGACAGUGUAAGCCAAGACCAAGCAGAUACAGGUCAAGAGGAGAGUCACCAAGUCCAAGAUGAUGGUUCCACAGUUAAGCAAGCGUCUGAGGAAGCAGCAAUUCCUGCUGGCGACAGAUCUGAUGAAGAUUCAGUAGAUAAAGAUCAGGAGACAAAUAGUGUAGAUCAAGUGUUAGCUACAGGUAGUAAACAAGCUCCAAGGGACAACGGAGAUGGGAAGACAAGAGAAGAGGAAGAUGAAGUUAAAGGCAAAAUGCACUCAGCAGAGUCCUGCAAAGCCUCAUCAAAGAAACCACUCAGCACAGUUAAACGAUAUGAGACACGGGUUAACAUGGACACCACUGCUGGAGUUUCUAAAAAAGACAAAGAGGUCAACGAGGAGAUGGUGUAUGAGAUAGUAGAUUCUGUUAAAGAAGAUCCGGUUCAAGAUGUUGCCACCACUGAAAUGUCUGGUAGAAGGAGUGCAACUGUUGAGAAAGAGGAUAAAACUACAUUAAAUCUCACAGAAGCAUCUGAAAAACCAGAGGAGGCUAAAACUGUGGAGGAUGAAACUGCCAAUAAUGAACCACUCAUAAUGACAAGAUCUACCAGAGAAAAAAGGGAAAGAGCCACUAGGAAAACUACUUCAGAUGAGAAAACGAUAAAAGAGGACACGUCAACAAGAAUGAGGCCCACUCCUGCCAGAGAAUCACAGGAACAAAACCAGGAAAGAACACCAAAGAAAGAGGAGAAAGCCCCUCUAAAAGAGAGCACACCAUCAGUGAAGAGUGACAAUGAUGUAAAAGAGGAAAUUGACUGGGAUGCUACCUAUGCAGUAUUCGACUCUUUGGAGGACGAGCUUGUUAAGGCUGAUCGGCCCGCUACAAGAAGAAAAGGAAAAAGGGGAAGACCGAAGAAAGACAUUAAAACAACUAUAAAAGACACAGACAUAUUAAAGCAGGUUGAAACAGAGGCAUCUGAAAAAGUGGCUGAUGAAGAAGAAGCAACAUAUCAGAUUCUUGAUUCUGUGGAGGACGAGAUGGUUAACGAUCAGCCCCCCACAGUCACACAGUCAGAAGAGAACAUUUCUAACAACAGCGACGAGCAAAAAACUGAAAGUGCAUCUCUCGCAGGAUCGCCCAAAAAAGAUGUAACUCCUAUAAAAAAAGAGGCAACACCUGAAAAAGAAGACACAGCAACAGGUGGUAGCACAGUUGUGGAGGUGGAUGCCAAGGAGCUGGUGACUCUGGAUGAGGUGGGAGCAGAUGAGGCCGGAGAGGAAAGAGCACCAGAGAGCCGAGAGUUGGAUGGGGAGAUGACGGAGGGGGAGCUGCAAGCACUUGUCACUUUGGAUGAGUUCAUAGAAGAAGAAGAAGAAGAAGAAGAAGAGGACGAUGACGACGGAGAGGCCAAGCAAAGCACACUGGAGACCCGCCCACCCAGCCAGGAGGACGAAUCAGAGGACUUCUUAAACUCAGAGACUUUGGUGACUUUAGAUGAAGCUGGCGAUGAUAAGGAAGAGAAGCCGGACGAAGAGCAUACUGAGAAAACCUCAUGUACCGUCAAACGCAGUGAUGAUACAGUUUUAGAGGAAAGUCUGAACUUUGUGACGCUAGACGAGGUGGGAGCGAUGGAGGAGGAAAAGAAAGCUGUAAAAACCAGGACUAGAGGACGUGGAAAGAAGAGAGCAAGACAGGCCCCUGUGAGAAAAUCUACCAGAGGGAAAACCGUGACUGCAAUAGACGAGAGAGAAGAAGAGUUGGAACCAGCUAGCACCGAUGUUCUGCCUCCAACUCCACUCGAUGCCUCCUCUUCACUGGACACAGAUCCGUCUACGUUGUCAAGUGACGGCCAGCCGGAGAUCCAGAGGGCCGAGGUGGAAGCAGCGAGCCCAGCUGACUUCGAGGCAGCCUCUGCUGGGCAGGAGCUGCAGCCGGAGCACCCUGGGGACCAGACGCUGGAGGGAUGUGUGGAGGAAGGAGAGCAGGAAAAGAAGGAAGGACGGAGCAGGGCGGACAUCAAAGUUGUGAGUAAACUGAGGAGGGAGCCUUUUGGACCUGAAGCAAAACGAUCUCGUUCUCAGUCUCCUUGUGUCGCUAUCGACGUCAAACUGCCGCCGUUCAAACCCAACAACCCCCUCGGUCAGGAGUUUGUGGUCCCCAAAUCAGGCUAUUUCUGUAAUCUCUGCUCUGUUUUCUACCUGAACGAGAGCACCGCCAAGGACCUCCAUUGCAGCAGCCAGAGACACUACGACAACCUGCAGAAACAUUACCAGAAACUAUCAAGAAGUUCCAAACAAAGUUCUCAAGGCUCCGUUUCUGAUUGAUCCCAACUCCAACUAAUUACUUUUUUUGGGCCAGUGAAACGCCAGCAGCUUUACACAUCAAUGUGUAUAAUAAGCCAUGUUGGUCAUAACUAAUUGCUGUCUGGCAUCUUUAUUCAUAUAAAUGUGUAAAUUAUACCUUAGCUGCCUUCUGUGAGUUAAACAGUUCCAUUGCUUCCAUCAGUUGUGUUCUGAAAGAAACUAAACAUGAGCACAGUUUCUUUAUAUAGUCUGUUUACGUAUUUGGAUGAUUGGAACUUUAAAGCUGCUACAUAACCUCUUUUUUUUGGAAAUGACUUAACAUUUGCCCUAAAUUUGUGUUUACAACCACUUUAGCUUUAUAGUGCAGAGUCCGGCCGCUGUUAGAUCAAAUGUCUCAACUUGAAUGGGUAAAGAAUUAAGAAUAAAGAACGGUGGUCCUUAACUUGCAGACAAACAUUAGCGAGGUUAAAGAUGAGAUUUAUUAUUUGUUUCUUGAUGAUAAUGUGAAGACAAUUUUUUGGAGAGAUCGUUUCUUGUGUUUAUUCUAUGCAAUGUUUGCUUUUUGUUAUGCCCUUUUAAAAAUAUAUCUGAAAUGACUCCA
Perca fluviatilis (European perch) is the source of this 10133-nucleotide messenger RNA. RefSeq lists its product as uncharacterized. Gene Ontology annotation, molecular function: zinc ion binding; nucleic acid binding. Gene Ontology annotation, cellular component: nucleus. Lineage: Eukaryota; Metazoa; Chordata; Actinopteri; Perciformes; Percidae. The record is from RefSeq and is a predicted model, not a curated record. The transcript has 37 exons.